Messenger RNA from Callorhinus ursinus (northern fur seal), 533 nucleotides. RefSeq names its product interleukin 13 (gene IL13). Gene Ontology annotation, biological process: immune response. Gene Ontology annotation, molecular function: cytokine receptor binding. NCBI's taxonomy places the organism in Eukaryota, Metazoa, Chordata, Mammalia, Carnivora, Otariidae. Gene Ontology annotation, cellular component: extracellular region. The record is from RefSeq and is a predicted model, not a curated record.
UAGGCCAGCCUACAGGUCUGCUCCUCGCUCCUCCUGUGUUGGCUCUAGGCUCCAUGGCACUCUGGUUGACUAUGGUCAUUGCCCUCACCUGCCUUGGCGGCCUUGCCUCCCCGGUCCCUGGGCCUAACUCCACAGCCCUCAAGGAGCUCAUUGAGGAACUGGUCAACAUCACCCAGAAUCAGGCAUCCCUCUGCAAUGGCAGCAUGGUGUGGAGCAUCAAGUGGACCGGCAGCAUGUACUGUGCAGCUCUAGAAUCUCUGGUCAAUGUCUCCGACUGCAGCGCCAUCCAAAGGACACAGAGGAUGCUGAAAGCACUGUGCCUUCACAACACCUUGGCCGGGCAGAUCUCCAGUGAGCGCAGCCAAGACACAAAAAUCGAAGUGAUCCAGUUGAUGAAAAACCUGCUCACCCAUGUCCGGGGAGUUUAUCGCCAUGGGAAGUUAACAUGAAGCAUGAAAACCUAGCAUCCUUAUUUGCAGAGGCAGACCUGACCAUUUAAGUUACAGAUUCAUUUUUCUUUCAGAUGUCACAAA